Molecule: messenger RNA, 3432 nt
Organism: Pecten maximus
Lineage: Eukaryota; Metazoa; Mollusca; Bivalvia; Pectinida; Pectinidae
Product: angiopoietin-related protein 6-like
Exons: 5
Coding region: 2276-3148 (290 amino acids)
Source: RefSeq, a predicted model, not a curated record
UUGAGAUUUACAAAUAAAACAAAUUGAAUAUGAACAUUAUUUUGACAUUUGGUGUAAUCCAACCAGGUGAGCGAUACAGGCCCCAUGGGCCUCUUGUUAAAAAUACAUCAAGGAUAUUUAGUCGUGGGACGGGUCAUAGUCGGGAGAGGCUACUUUCUUUUUAUCUGACAAAUAUUUUUUGUGACCUACCCCCCUUUGAAUAAAAGCUGAUCAUGAGCUCCCGGUAACAAAGGUAAGUUUUUUGUGUUCAUUCUUUUGUAACAUAGUAGAAUAUGUCGCUAAACAUAAAUAUAUACCUACUUCACAAGUCCUUUUCGGCUAUUACGGUACUUUUCGGCUUUUACUCCAACGCAGAAUUCAUUUCGGUCCCCUUGCCAAUGGCUUACAUAAGUACGCCAAAUCGUGACAUUAUGCAUUGUAUCUUGCAUAAUGACGUCAUAUAACAUGACGGAGAGCUAUACGCAAAAUUUAGUUUUACCCAUUGUUGUUUGUAAGCAGUAUUCUGAUUGGUGAAAUCAGAAAAAGUGAUAUUUUUUCACUAGUGAAAAAUAUCAGCACUUUUAUAAGUUAAAGGUUUCGAUAUUUCAAUGCUAAAAACGCAAUAAAUAUAUCAUUUUUUACAAUGAAAAGUAUACGAAUGUUGUAUUGAUUAUAACCAAGCUAUUCGACUUGUCGCCUUUAGUGACAUAUUUAUUAACUUUUUGCACCAUUUAUGAUUUUGUUGAACAUGUCCUAAUUGAAAUCAUACUGUACUAAUUAAAUAAAUGAAAUGUUUGAUCUGUGUUAUUAACUGUUACAUUGCAAAGUAAAUGUCUGGGCAUCCUUAGGAUGUAUUGUAAUUCCGAAAUCUGCCCUACAAUGAAGAACUAACAGCUGAUUCCAAUUGACACUAGUAUUUUAUUGGGUUUGAAUUUUAUUAGAGGUGGAAUAUUUCAAAUAGAUAUGAAUAUUGCGAAUCUAAAUUAUUUCCUUUGGUACGUUCAGACUUUUUAUUUCAAAAUAACAUUAUAGGUAACGUUUCAUAUAUAAAAAAAGUUAUUGGUUUUGUGAAGGUUAAUACCAGGAUGUUUAACCCGAGAGAGGUUAUAUUACCCGAAGGCGGAAGCCGAAGGAAAUCUCUGUUAAUUGUAUGAACGUAAACAAGUCAAUAAUUUGAUAAUAUUCAUUAUUUGACAUAUACUGCAUCCAUGACUGACAUUGUUAUACACGUGCGUUUUGUACACUCCUUUUAUGUCACAUUUUAGUCCCCAAGGUGUGCCGUUAUUAAAAUACAUAGUGACACUUGUUAUCAAUGUAUUUUUGACGGAAAGGACCUGUAUAGGCUUAGCCUGUUGUCCAAUCCAUUUUUAUUUUUAGAUUCUAUCUCUAUUAUGAAAUAUUGUAUGUAAAUUAUUUCAAAUGUUUGAUUGAAAAAACUAUUUUGAAAUGAAAUAAAUUUAUUUAAUACAUGUAUAUGUGAGACUUUCCCCCUCCCUUCUUAUAGUUGUAGGUUUGAUUGAUUUCUCCGAUAUUCCUUCUGGCUUUUUACACUUUCGUUCCUGGACAUCACUGAUGAGCGCUAGAAGGCCGGUACAAUGGUAUAGCAUGGUGCUUAUUCUUUAAUUUUGGCAAACUUGGAACGUCUUACUAACUUGUGCGACUUUUGCUCCAUUUUUUUUAACCUUAGAGUAAAUCAUCUUAUAAGUCAUCAGCUUUCUGCCUGUUUCUUGCAGUAGGAGUCUAUAAUGAAUUUUUACUCAUUUAUCAAAUACGGGCCAUUAUAUUACCAUCGGCUUGUUUACUUAGGUCUAAAUCAAUAAGACAAAAUAAUGUUGAUAUUGGUCGACGUCAGCUCCCAUCAAUGACAACAAGUGUCACAAACUUCUACAAUAGUAUCAACCUUUGGUUUCAAAGUCACAAUACAUUCCACUUAAUGAUCCACCAUUUUCCUUUAUUAAUUACUAAAAUUUAAUUGACCCAAAGGAACGCUACAACUUAUCUGUGGAGAUAUUUUAUAUACCCAGGAGUCUAAUUUUACGUUUAAUGGGUAUGGAAAAGUAUCAAACCAAUUCAAGAUGGUUAUUGCCGGGUUGAACCACACAAAUAUCAAAAGGACCCCGUAUUUUACAUUAUUUAGCGAUAUACAGUGUAUCGAUACAUAUUAUAUACUUCGGCAUGUCAACAAGACUAAUUCAGGUUCAUACACAUGGGUGAUUAUAACCAGUAUAUAAGUCCCUGGUCUACUCUGAGACACCAUAGUACCGGUUGGUAGCUGGACGUGUCCGUAACUCUAAGUAUGUCACUAGUAACCAUACCAUAUUCAUUUCUUAUCGCUUUUAUGGUUGUUGCUGUACAAGGAAUGUCCUAUUAUGCCAUUUUAAACGGCGCUAGUAAUGACACAUCAUUGUUAGGACACACCGUUGGUGUUGACAAGCUCCCUAAAUGUGCGAAACUUUGCGAAAACGAAGACUGUGCGUCAUUUGCAUACAAUCAGCAGCAAAAAUCAUGCAAGUUUUAUUCUUCAAGGCACAUCCUGACUCCGGAUCGUCCCACCGAUGGAUAUACCUACUUUCAAAAGAGAGCAGAAGGGGAAUCCACUAAAUAUAGGAGACUGGCUCAGACCUUUACUUUCAACGACAGAAUCUGGACGGUUAUUCAAAAAAGAUUUGAUGGAUCUUUGUCAAUGAAUCAGAACUGGGAGAUGUACAAGAAUGGAUUUGGUAAUACCACAGGGGAAUACUGGAUAGGACUAGAGACUAUGCAUCAGGUUACAUCUAGUAGCCCUCACUCCUUGCUGGUUUUGUUAGAGUCAUGGACAGGCGUCCUGAAAUACGCUCAGUACGAUAGCUUCACCAUCGCCUCAGAAAGUGACAAGUACCGCCUGGACGUCAGUGAAUACAGCGGAACCGCCGGAGAUUGCCUUGGUACGAAAGGACAUAAUCAGAUGAUGUUCUCAACAAAGGAUAAUGACAAUGACCUUACCCACAAUUCCUGCGCUGAUGCAUUUAAAUCUGGAUACUGGUACGAUCGCUGCACUUCCUGUAACAUAAACGGUCCUAUGAAACCAGACCCUGGACUAAAUGAACGUGUUGCUAUUGUUUGGCAUACUUUUUCAAACAGGUUCAUGCCACUGGGGAAAACAAUGAUGAUGAUGAGUCGCUUGCCGUAAAUCAUAAAGACUUUUGGUUUUACUUUGAAUGCACCCCUGUUUUGUGUUAAUGACUAUGGACAUAUCAAUACUAGAUAUCACCAUACGGUAACAUCCCUGUAGCGGUUAAAGAAGGGAUGGCAACAUGCAAUGUAUCGAUACCACGGACUCCAUGAUGUCACGAACUGGAUGAUGUCACGAACUGGAUGUUACAAAUGGAUGUCCAUUUGAUAUAAUAUAUGAUCUGUUGAGUAUAUAGAUUGUCAGAUGUCUCUUUUUUCAUUAAAUUAUUCAUUUACACCGUU